AUGGAACCAUCACAAGACAUCAUUGAAGUUAAAGAAGAACUCAUGGUUUCACCACUAUCAGGUCAAAAUCCAACUCACAAAACUGCUUAUUUCAUCAAACCAUGCAUGGAAGAUUCAGCACGUAACCUCUUUCUUCUUCCUCGUUCCAUGUUCUCUUGUGGACCAACCAUUUUGACUUCCAAAAAUGCAAAGCUACCACUGGAUGUAAGAUACAAUGGAUGGCUAUAUCCUCAUGAAGAAUGGAAAACAUGGGUCCGACAAAUGCAACAAAAGUAUGAAUAUUUGUGGAUAAAAGCUGGAAUAGACCAAGCAAUCAAAGCUUCUACUUAUCAAAUCCAUAGGAAUGAUGGGUUGAUUCUUGAGCUUGCAAAAAGAUGGUGUUCAAAGACUAGCACUUUCAUGUUUCCUUGGGGUGAAGCAACUAUAACGUUGGAGGAUAUGAAGGUUUGUUGGGGCUAUUCUGUUAUGGGAGCUCCUAUUUGUAGCACUCUUGUGAGUGAUGAAGAAAAGGAAAUAGAAAAAGAACUGAUUGCAGUGAGAAAAAUGUUUUUCAAGUCUACGGCCAAAAGGGCAGAUCAUACUCCAUGGAUGAAGCAUUUCAUGAAGAAUGAAAGCCAAGUUGAGCAUGAAGGGUUCUUGUCUUUGUGGUUGUCAAGGUUUGUUUUCCCUGCUAAAUCAUAUAAUUCCAUGUUGAAAAGUGUUUUCCCUAUUGCAAUUCAUCUAGCUAGAGGGACUCAAAUAGCUCUUGCACCAGCUGUUCUAGCAAGCAUUUAUAGGGAUUUGAGUUUGUUGAACAACAAAAUAAGAAAUGCCACAACAGGGGAGUUAGGGAUUACUCUAUGGGCUCCUUUUCAGUUGGUUCAAGUUUGGGCUUUAGAGAGAUUUCCAGCACUGAAGAUUCAUCCUCGUGUAAUUGAGCAAGGCCAAUCCAUAGUGGCCAAAUGGCACAAAGUGAAAAUGUCAAAAAAUAAAAACUUGAAAUUGAUUUUUGACUCUUUCGAAACAAGAAAUGGCUUUCUUUGGCGUCCGUACAAGAAUUCUCCAACCCUUAAGAUUUACAAUGAAAAAGACAAGUGGGUAUGCAAUAAUCUUGAUUUAGAUGAUGAAUUACAAUCCUUCGCGCGCUGCUUGAGGGUCUCAGAGUUGGCAGGUAUGGAGUGUAUAGAACAGUAUUGCCCAAAUCGUGUUGCUAUGCAAUUUGGGAUGGAUCAAGACAUUCCUGGUAUGGUAUUACAUUGCAAUGAGAAUCCUUGGAUAAAGGGUGAAGGGUGCUAUGGCCCACCACCUGGUUUUGCUUCCAAGUAUAAGAGAGAUCAAACACAGGAUUCUGAUAAAGAGGAUAAGUUGUCAUCAAUUAUUGAAUUGUCCAGUUCUUCUAGUAAAGUUAGAUGCAUUGAUGAUCAAGUUGAAAAUGACAAGGCUUUAUCUAGUCCUCAAUCUGGUGUUUUUCCAUCAUCAUGUGUUGAAGGAGCAAAAAGUUUCAAGGAUGAUGGAAAUGAAGUCAAUAUUAAGAAUUCAUUAUGGGAUAGAAAUGGUGCCAAUAGCAUGGAAGGGGAAGAUGCUAGUCCUUGUACAGCAUUAGCAUCUAAUCUUGAAAACCGGAUUUGGAAGCUUGAAGAAGUGAUUGCUAAGCUUAAAGCAGCAAAAUUUGGCCCUAAAGUUCAAAAUAUUGGAGCAAGGGCAAAGCCAUAG
This is a messenger RNA of Abrus precatorius (Indian licorice), 1692 nucleotides long. RefSeq lists its product as uncharacterized. NCBI's taxonomy places the organism in Eukaryota, Viridiplantae, Streptophyta, Magnoliopsida, Fabales, Fabaceae. The transcript is spliced from 2 exons. Gene Ontology annotation, biological process: meristem maintenance; meristem development. The record is from RefSeq and is a predicted model, not a curated record. The coding region runs from base 1 to 1692 and encodes 563 amino acids.